Messenger RNA from Closterium sp. Naga37s-1, 795 nucleotides. Lineage: Eukaryota; Viridiplantae; Streptophyta; Zygnematophyceae; Desmidiales; Closteriaceae. The record is from the annotation of a GenBank genome assembly.
AUGCUGUUUGCAUACAAAGCAGGGCAGGCGCGGCUGGGAUGUGGGCUGGAGCUCGCCUUCCACGCCAACUUCACCUUCUCCCUCUCGCCUCAAUCUGGCCGCGUUGGCUUCAACGGCUUUGCCUUUGUCGUCUCGGCGACGAACCGGGUGGGGAGCGGCACCGGUGUGGGGUAUGGUGGAAUGGACAAGCACAGUGCGGCGGUGGAGUUCGACACUCGGCAGGACAAGCAGCAUGGCGAUAUGAGCAGCCAGCAUGUGGGGCUGAAUGUUCGAGGCAAAGACAGGUCGAUUGCCGCUGUGCGGUCACCGUUCCCCUUGAGCAGCAGGAAGGCGUACACGGCGUGGGUGGACUAUGAGCCGGGGGACCCCGACACCAUCCAGGUCUUCCUGGCUGACUCGCAGGAGAAGCCGCAGCAGGCGGUGCUGGAGAGGAGGCUGGCGCUGUGUGAGGUGCUGCAGGGUGCAGCCGAGCAGCCCGCCUUCUUCUUUGGCUUCGUGGCGUCCACCACUGUGAAGCCGUUUCAGCGUCACGUCAUUCUUGAAUCUGCAGUGGACACAGGUCUUCCUGCUUCUCCUCGACCAGUCACACGUAUUCCAGCGUACGGCCUACGACUAAGAACGGACACGUACCUGCCAGAGUGGGCCAGCCCCUUCCCGCGCUAUGUGAGUGCGGACUACCGAGUGGCGCCCGACAAGCAGGACUCGUGGGUUGUCAGCAACUUCCACUCCUGGGACUCUGUGCCCUUCCUCGGCUGGCCUGUCAAGGACCAGAGCGACUGCAGUGAGUUAACUUGA